This is a messenger RNA of Bombus pascuorum, 805 nucleotides long. Its product is annotated as NADH dehydrogenase [ubiquinone] 1 alpha subcomplex assembly factor 2. The coding region runs from base 169 to 621 and encodes 150 amino acids. The transcript has 2 exons. Gene Ontology annotation, cellular component: membrane. The record is from RefSeq and is a predicted model, not a curated record. Gene Ontology annotation, biological process: mitochondrial respiratory chain complex I assembly. Lineage: Eukaryota; Metazoa; Arthropoda; Insecta; Hymenoptera; Apidae.
CUUGUUUCUAUGUAGUUCUUCAUACUAAAAAACUGUUUGUGUAUAUAAAUGUUGUAAACAAUUAUUAUAUACGUUCCUAAUUAACUGUUGCUUAAUGAAAGCUAAAUUAAAGCAUUACUUGUAGUUAUUUAAAUAAAGAUAUUAAAAAUUGUGUAAAGUGAAGUUAAAAUGUCUGGAAAAGAAAGAGGUUUGUUUCAAAUUAUUUUUAAAAAUUUUAUUGCAUCAUUUAAACCAACCCGACAUAAGCUAAUUGGUGAAGAUUAUUAUGGUACAAAAUAUUACGAAAUUGAAAACCCAAGAUCAAGAAGAAAGAACUCACCUCGAUAUUUUGUACCUGUAAAUAAAGAUGAUGACACGCAAGAAGUACCAGUAGAAUGGGAGGCAUGGUUAAGAUAUCGUCGAAAAGAUCCACCGACAAGAGAAGAAAUAGAAAAAAAUUAUCAAUUACAAAUGAUCAAAAAACAAAAUGCUGCGGAAAUAGAAGCAAAAUAUGGAUUACAAAAGGUAAAGCAAACUAGUGAAGAAACACAUACACCAUUUCCAGUUUAUGAAGAGUAUAAAAAUUAUGGUCAAGAUUAUAAGAUAAAAUAUGAUAAACAAAAGCAAAAAAAAGAUAAAUAGACAUAAAUAAAAUAUCUGAGAUUUAAUUUAAUUAUAUAUACGCUUUUAGAAUGUUAAAAUUAAUGGAAUAUCUAGUAAAUAUGUACAAACUUUAUUAUAACAUAUACUUGUGGUAUGAUAUAUAAUUUAUAUGUGUAUAUGAUUUGUGUAUAGUCUAUGAAUAAAACAAUUUAUUAAUACCCUA